AUUUCUUGAUCAACCACUAAAACUAUUCAAAGAUCCCAUCUUCUUUCUUUUUCUGAAAUGGGCAUUCAAUUGACGGGAUUGUCUCACGCAAAGCAAAAGCUUCGGAGAAGUUUGUCGGCGAGAAUCGCGAGCCUCUUGGCCACGUCGGGUACUAACAACGUGCCGAAGGGCCACGUGGCUGUUUAUGUGGGGGAGACGUGCAAGAAGAGGAGAUUCGUGAUCCCGAUAUCCUAUCUGAACCAUCAUUUGUUCCAAGAUUUGUUAAACCUGGCCGAGGAAGAAUUCGGGUUCGACCAUCCGAUGGGCGGCCUUACGAUCCCUUGCAGCGAAGAUUACUUCACGGCUCUUGCUUCUGCACUUAGCGGUUCAUAAUUAUGGGCAUUUGAUUAUCAUUAUUCAGCCCAUUUUGAAGUUUUUUCUUGGUUCUUUUUCUGUAUUCAUAAUUUUUAUUUCAUCCGAAUGAUGAGAGACUGCAAGCAAGUUUCUUCAAUUUUGGAUCCAAGAAAUGAUCGUUCCUAUGAGUUCUUUAACCAUUCAAUUUGUAAAGAAUUCAG
Molecule: messenger RNA, 554 nt
Organism: Tarenaya hassleriana
Lineage: Eukaryota; Viridiplantae; Streptophyta; Magnoliopsida; Brassicales; Cleomaceae
Product: auxin-induced protein 15A-like
Exons: 1
Coding region: 58-372 (104 amino acids)
Biological process (GO): response to auxin
Source: RefSeq, a predicted model, not a curated record